AUGAUUUCAUUAUCCAAGUCAUCUGUUCUCAAACCAUUUCACUCACCUUUGCAAGAUUCAUCAAAAGUAAAUUUACCAUUACAUUCGAAUGCAUCUAAAAAAAAUCCCACACUUGGUGGUCGACAAGUUCUCCGUAGAGUUUCUGAGAUGGAUAAUUCCGAAGUACAAGAAAUAGCUGGGAAAACUACAAUAAUCAAGAAUUACUACAUAACUGCUAAACAA
Messenger RNA from Dentiscutata erythropus, 222 nucleotides. The record is from the annotation of a GenBank genome assembly. NCBI's taxonomy places the organism in Eukaryota, Fungi, Glomeromycota, Glomeromycetes, Diversisporales, Gigasporaceae.